CAUUAAAAUAUCUUGGAUAUGUUUUCCUUUGCGUAUCUUCCUUGAACAGAGACAGGUUAGGCUGCCAACGCUUUAGGACUAGUGGCCUAGCUGUUGGUCAUAUCCCAUAUGCCAUGGGCCAUGCACGGUCCAGAAUCAGCUCCAAUGCUUCCAUUUUGUCCAAACUUGAAGAAAAAGAAGACAUUUUCCGACGAAAGCCCCCUCUUCAAGGCCAACUGCAUUCCACAGUUUAUGAGCCAAUAUUGCACUAACCAACGGGAUAAAAUGAUUUGCCAGUACUUGUGUCACGACCAACUGAAGGAUGUUUUUCAUGUUUCUAAAAGAAUUAGAGAAGCUGUUUUGCGUGCAAAGCAAAACCACUUUGAUUAUAAAACUCCGCGCCGGUCCGAUCGUGUGAGCACGCCGCCGGCGGAACACUCGUCUCUUCAGAGCAUGAGAAAUGGAACCCCACCAGCACCAAGGCGUCCCCCGCCACGUUCUCGUCUCAAUUUUUCUGAUCAGCCCCUAAGCGAAUCCUUGCCUCUCUAUCGAGCUCUAUCAUAUGAGGAUGAGUUAAGCCAGGCCGUAGCUCGGUUUAAACUUUAAUUUGCAUGUUGAUGUAAUAUGCUUCUCCUUUUUGUCCUUCUCUCGUCCUCCAUUAUAUGAUAUCACAGAUUUAAUGCUAAUUUUUAAAAAUUGGAGGACGAAAAAAGGACAGAAUAAGGAAAUGAAUAAUUUCUCUUUUUCUUUUCAGUUUC
Alnus glutinosa is the source of this 737-nucleotide messenger RNA. Its product is annotated as F-box protein At4g35930-like. Lineage: Eukaryota; Viridiplantae; Streptophyta; Magnoliopsida; Fagales; Betulaceae. The transcript has 4 exons. Bases 109 to 585 code for a protein of 158 amino acids. The record is from RefSeq and is a predicted model, not a curated record.